AUGUGGCCCAAUUUCAUUGCCGCGGCGCUUGCUCUCUUCUUUGGUGGUUUGAGCUAUGCCUUUCCUGCUGAACCGGAGAUGGGCCUUUACAACUUACUUCCUGGACGUGCCAAUGACAAUGUUAGCCCCGACAACGCUUGUGGAAAUGUAGUUGCGGGUGCAAACAACGGCUACUUCUGCGAAGCCACCAAAGAUGAUGGAGGAUGCUGUUCACAAUAUGGGUACUGUGGGAGCUCAACAGACUACUGCUUAACCGGGUGUCAACCGAAUUUUGGCACUUGCUCAACUCCCCCAUCCCAACCUAUCGAGGACAAUUUUCUAUGCGGGCCUCAGAAUCAGGGAGAGCUAUGCUCUGACAGCCUGUGUUGCAGUCAAAAUGGAUAUUGCGGAAGCACAGACGACUACUGUGGUGGUGGAUGCCAGCCUGCUUACGGACAAUGCAAGACAGACCUGACUCCUCCCACUGGGAAUGACAAGUGCGGUCCCCAGAACCAGGGAGCAACUUGUUCCGGCAACCAGUGCUGCUCCGUUGAGGGUAAUUGCGGUACAACGUCAGACUACUGCGCUGACCCGAGGAACUGUCUGCUCGGGUACGGUAGAUGCGAUUCUGAUACCACGCCUGCUGGACCGUCUACUGUGAAUGUUGCUAGACCUCUGAAAGGCCCAGUUCCUUACACAGAUGAUAUAGACGACUGCAUUCAGGAUAACGUGGUGGCGCUUUCAUUUGAUGAUGGACCAUCUAUCUAUACGUCUAGGAUCUUGGAUAUACUGAAAGCAUAUGGUUACCACGCCACCUUCUUCAUCAGCGGGAACAACAACGGGAGGGGAGCAAUCGAUACCACAUCUCCCUACCCGGACUUAACCAGGCGUAUGGUCGCCGAGGGCCAUCAAGUAGCAUCGCAUACUUGGUCCCACUAUUCGCUUUUGAACGUCACUCAUGACCUACGCAUCUCGCAGAUGGUCAAGAAUGAAAUGGCUUUCAACAAUAUCAUUGGGAUGUGGCCUACUUAUAUGAGACCUCCAUAUUCCGAUUGCACCAAAGAGUCUGGGUGCUGCGAUGAUAUGUUGGCUCUGGGGUACCAUCGGGUUUACUUUGAUCUCGAUACUGAGGACUAUCUUCAUCCGCUCCCGUCGCAGAUACAGAGGUCGAAGAACAUUGUGAAGAAGGCUCUGGCUGACAAAACGGCUACUGAUUACCUUUCUAUCCAACAUGAUAUUGUUGAGCAAUCUGUCACUAACCUUUCGGCAUAUUAUUUCAAUGUCAUCAACGCCAGAGGUUGGAGGGGUGUUACGGUUGGUGAGUGCCUGGGAGACACGGAUACGUCGAACUGGUACCGUUCUUUCAAUAAUUGA
Molecule: messenger RNA, 1353 nt
Organism: Lachnellula hyalina
Lineage: Eukaryota; Fungi; Ascomycota; Leotiomycetes; Helotiales; Lachnaceae
Product: Chitin deacetylase
Exons: 2
Coding region: 1-1353 (450 amino acids)
Biological process (GO): carbohydrate metabolic process
Molecular function (GO): chitin binding; hydrolase activity, acting on carbon-nitrogen (but not peptide) bonds
Source: RefSeq, a predicted model, not a curated record